AUGGCCAAGAAGCGCCCAGUCCCUAUCGACCACCCCGAGGAGCCUCUCACGCAGACCCCCCAAAAGCGAGCCAGAAAGUCUCCCGCAGACAAGAAGCCCGCCAUCCACGCGCCGCAUCCUCCCUCUCCAUCCCUCUCCCCCAACGACAAGACCCGAGGUACGCCGUGUGUAAAUCCCACCGCCGUGGAGAAAGACCUGUACACCGAGGCGUUCUUCGCAGACAUGGCCUAUACCAUCGCACGCAUCUUCCCCUUUGAGCAAUUCGCCGAGAAGCACGGAUGUGCCGUCAGUUUGGUCUCCCAGGCCCUGAUGGCCACUAUGAUCGCCCCGUGGUCCGAUCCCAGCUUCGAUUGGCAGGAAGACCCUGACUGGACCAUUGUGCGCUUCGGCGAGGGCAUGGUCGACAACUGGAAACGGUACUAUAACGAUACGAUGGAGAACUGCAGGCCACCCUGCCCUGGCUGGGGCGAUGAGGACCCGGAGAACUUCCCGACCUCCCCGACCGUCACCUCCUCCAGCUCCGACGACGAGACAUCUGUAUCGACGUACUCGACCACCGACCAGUCCGAGACCACCCAACAGGAGAUUGAGGGGGCUUGGUCCCUCUCAAAGCCCGGAGGACACCCGGUCGCCCGGCCCCCUCCGCGAUCGAUCCUCAAAAAACAUGAGAUUUCUGCAGCCGGUGGGCGAUCCAAGAAGUCGCUGUCCUGGCAGGAAGAAGGAGGUCUUUCUCCCAGAUGA
Aspergillus campestris IBT 28561 is the source of this 741-nucleotide messenger RNA. RefSeq lists its product as uncharacterized. The transcript has a single exon. Lineage: Eukaryota; Fungi; Ascomycota; Eurotiomycetes; Eurotiales; Aspergillaceae. The record is from RefSeq and is a predicted model, not a curated record. Bases 1 to 741 code for a protein of 246 amino acids.